AUGGCUCAAUCCGGCCCAGGUCAGAUGAUCAAGCCCGACGCCAUCGAUCGCCUCCCCUUCCUCGACGACGAGAAGAAGAAGCAAUACCGGAAUGGGUUAGCCUCACUCUGGCACACCUACAACACCAACGCUGAGGGAUCGAACGAGCGCAAUGCGGCGGAACAGAAGAUCCGCAACGCGAGUCAGAAGUUGAUGUCCGAGUUGGCCAAUUCGACACGUGGGAGGCAGGGUCAGGUGCAGCAGCAGCAGCAGCAGCAGCGUCCACCCACACAAGCAUCGAUGAAUGUGCAGGCUAGUAAUGGUCAAGGAUCGAUGAAUGUACAGGCGGGUAAUGGUCAAGCACAGCAACAGCAACAGCAACAGCAGGCGGGAAAUGCAGGCCAGGCGCAGCUACCAACCCUCUCCGCCCAAGCCCAGGCAGACAUUCGCGCGGUGCAGGUCGUGCUCCCCCACACCGUCGCACCGGAGCAGGAAGCCAAGUACCGAUCGCAGUGGCUGCAACAGGCCAUCAAUAUCAUGCGGGCGCGGGAUGGCUGGAUCGCCAAAGGCAAGCAGGUGCAUCAGCAGCUCGUUCAAUUCAAUACGAACAGCCAGCCCGUCCCUCCACAAUUGCAGGCCAUGCUGGACGAGGCGAAGAAGGGGGUGAAUGAGGCGACCGGGAAGUGGAACGCUCUCAAAGCCGAUAACGAGCGGAAGCGACAGGCGAAGAUGGCGGCGCAAGGUCAGCAAGGUCAACCACAGCCACAGCAAAACAUGAAUAAGCCUCAAGCUCCAGAGAUGCAGCGAUCAAACACAGCUGGGAGUACCAACGGCGUACAGCAGCAGCAGCAGCAGCAGCCGCCUGUCAAGACGGAAGCGCGAGCCUCCAAUUCACCUUCGCAGCCACAGGGAGGCUUUCAGCAACAACAGCAACAACAGCAACAACAGCCAAACACAAGUCAACCUGCGCCUGCUGCUCAACCUACGCCAAACAUGCCGCAACAAGCUCCUCAACAGCAGCAACAACAGCAGCAGCAGCAUCCUCAGCAAGUGCAGCGCACACCUCAAUCCGCCACUCAGCCACAGCAGAAUUAUGCGCAACAACAAUAUCAAAAUCAGCAACAGCGCCAGAUGCACCCUCAACUACCUCAACAGCAGAACAUGCAGCAUUCACAACCCCAACCCCAGCAGUCAAUGCCAAAUGCGCCACAACGCCCGCAGGUCCCCCACGCCCUCUCCCACGGUGACGCAGUAGCCCAAGCUCAAGCACACUACGCACAGCAACAACAACAACAACCGCCUAACCAACCCCAGAGUAACGUCCCACAACUCCCCAACGGCGGCAUCCCCUUCAAUUCCAACGCCGCCCAACAACAACAACAACAACAACCAACCCCCACCUCCGCCUACCCCUCCCAGGCCGCCCCAAACCUCCACAACGCCCCGAACCCAAACAACAAAUUCCCGAUCCAGAAACAAAUGCAGAUCGAUCCGCGUCUCAACCAACCAAUUCAAGGUCCUCCUUCACGCCCGACCAUGAACGCAGCGGGGAUGCAGAACCAACCGGGUCUCUCCCGCCCACCUCCUUACACCCUCGAAGGCGAAGGCGACCAUGUCCUCAGCAAACGCAAAUUGGAUGAACUAGUCCGGCAAGUCACGGGCGGGACAUCCAUCUCCUCCACCACCAACCCAACAACCACCAAUAAAUCCUCCACCGAACCCUCCACAACCCCCACAGCCUCCUUCCUCGACCCGGCCGUAGAAGAGAACAUCCUCCACCUCGCCGACGACUUCGUCGACGACCUCAUCACCUCGGCCUGUCGCCUGGCCAAACUCCGUCCGGAUCGCAUGCUAGAUAUCAAGGACAUUCAAAUUGUUCUGGAGAGGAAUUACGGGAUUAGGGUGCCGGGGUAUACGCUUGAGGAGGCGCGGACGGUGAGGAAGUUUGUUCCGGCGCCCGGUUGGCAGGGGAAGAUGCAGGCGAUUGGGACGGCUAAGACGCUGGGGGGGGUUGGGGGGGGAGGAGGGAAGGGGGAGGUGUAG
Molecule: messenger RNA, 2022 nt
Organism: Recurvomyces mirabilis
Lineage: Eukaryota; Fungi; Ascomycota; Dothideomycetes; Mycosphaerellales; Teratosphaeriaceae
Gene: TAF12
Product: Transcription initiation factor TFIID subunit 12
Exons: 1
Coding region: 1-2022 (673 amino acids)
Biological process (GO): DNA-templated transcription initiation; RNA polymerase II preinitiation complex assembly
Cellular component (GO): SAGA complex; SLIK (SAGA-like) complex; transcription factor TFIID complex
Molecular function (GO): protein heterodimerization activity; DNA binding; TBP-class protein binding
Source: RefSeq, a predicted model, not a curated record